CUCUUCCGCACUCCGCUGUCUUGUGGUCGCGGCGUCACCUGCACCUUGGUAGAGUGUCGUAUCCUCCUUCUUAUUAGGGAGGAAUAAUAACCGAGAAACCCUUUGCUUGCUAAGUAUUCAUGGAUUAACAGAGAGGAAUUUCAGUCCACGCGCUUUCCACACACUACGGCAUUGGAUAAAUCUGCGUUAGUUGCCAAGCUUCCAUUUCAGCCGCCAUGUGGGCAUACGUUUUUCUGGCAUGUUUAGUUGCAGGGAUUGUGGAGGCAACAUCUCCUUAUUGCUUCGACAUAGACAAGAAGACGGGGAAGCAGUUGUGUUGUCCACUCGGGAAAAACGAAAAUGGAGUGUGUGUGGAAUACCUUCCGAAGAAUUCCCUCAGGCAUAUGAAAGGCGUUGAGAGUAUCGAGCAGUUUAACGAAACGAAAGCCUAUGUCGUCUCGCCACCACAAGACAGUGAUGAGUCGUGUUGCUGUUUGGAGGAGAAGGAACGGAUGUUGCUGAAAACCGUGGUGGCAGAAGGGGGAGAAACCUAUGAAGUGGCGCAGAGUGACCCAAAUAUGGUGCAACCCGUGGAGACAGUGAUUUGCCGCCUCACACCUUGCAUAACACCAUCUCAUCGCCAAGACAAGGGUAUCAGAUGCUCACAGAAAUGGAAGAGCUGGGAGGUGUACGUAAAGGACCCGGCUAAUGAAGAUCGGUUACGCGUUGUGAGUUUCAAGGUGCCAAGCGGGUGUCUCUGUGCCUCCAACGCAGAGGGCGUUCAAGACCGGAAGCUGCAGGACCCAUCUGCCUUUGACCUCGAUCACUGGCUCCAGACUGAAGUGCGUAGGUUGUUUUUGAACGCUGAUGACAUGUACGACACUCAUCCAACGGUGACGGGCACAAGAACGCUGAGGUACCCUGUGAAAAGGCAGACGCACAACACGCAAGGGAGUGAGGCAAUGUCGACCGUAAGGAUUCUGGCGCUCAUCCUAUCCAAGGUGGAACCAUCCGCCAGACUUCCCAUUUUCCAGGAGGUGAAGGGGAUCAUGAGCGAAAAGGUAAACUACAUGCGAGAAGCAAGAAAGAUCAUCGAGGCGAUCUUUGGCGGGGGCGGGACGGCCGAUGGCGCCUCUGCUGACUCUGUGGUUUCCUCUGCUGGUUCUACCGCGAAGCCAAACCCAGGCCCGCAGCCACAGGAGACCGAAGACACCCUCAAAGUGAAGGUAAUCCAAUUCUUAUUAAGACGUGUGAUGGCCGAGGUGAUGUGUAACGCAACGGUGGUCGUCAAACUGGACGAGCACAAGACGCCCUCCUUCCUCCCGCCGGAAUUUGCCAGGGAAUUGCAGCGGAAUGGCACCGCCCUGCUCUCGCCCGUGGCCUGCGUGCUCGUCUCCACCGCCCUCCGUUGCGGCGACACGGACGUCCUGGAGGCCAUCAGCGACGGACGCCUCGCGCGCAUGAUCGUGGGCGCCGAGACGGUCAGCGAAGGCAUUGCGAAGGUUCUGGAUGAUAACAAUGGCAAAAUUAGUGCCGUGUUCCAAUUAGCGAGGGACAACACUACCUCUCAAAUAGUGAUUGAUGAGAGCAAAGUUGCAGAAAUUCAGGGUUUCUUUGAUAGAGUUCUUAAAGCCACUGGUAAUAGUGCCAGCACGACUAUUUCUGAAACUACAGUGUGGAUAACACCAACCGGAAAUGACAAUCCAUCAACAUUUGGAAUGUCUCUCAACAAACUGACUUUGCCAAUUGUGACGUCAGAUCCAGUAAAUGUAACACCAAGUAAUUCACAAGGAUCAGAGGAGCCCAUGGUGAACCCAGUGAUACCUCCUGGAGACCAACUUCCUCCAUCAGAGUAUAUGAGCUUCAAUGACACCGGUGCUGUCCUGAGCAGUUUUUUAAACGGGACAGCUGAGGGAGGAAAGCCUGUUACACCAACCGGCAAUGACAAUCCAUCAACAUUUGGAAUGCCUCAACAAACUGUGACUUUGCCAACUGUGGCAUUAGAUCCAGUAAAUGUAACACCAAGUAAUUCACAAGGAUCAGAGGAGCCCAUGGUGAACCCAGUGAUACCUCCUGGAGACCAACUUCCUCCAUCAGAGUAUGCAAGCUUCAAUGACACUGGUGCUGUCCUGAGCAGCUUUUUAAACAUGACGGCUGAGGGAGGAAAGCCUGUUACAUUAACGACCUCAGCCCCAAUUCAGACUGUGAUGGAGAGCGGGACCACGAGUAUAUCCGAGGUCCAGACUGAAGAGACUCCUACGACUACUGUAACUUCGGAUUUUCCUUCGACAGUAACUGUUGAGAUAUCAGAAGCACCUACAACAUUUACUGACUCUUCUGCUACUGAUGGGACGAUGGAAUCAUCUUUUUCAGUCACAACUGGUAAGACUACUACGUCGUUUACUGAUGAGACAACAUAUUCUUCAUUGACAGUGACAAAGGUAACUGAAUAUUCAGCAUCAAUGACUGAGGAAGAAACUACUGCCUCAGUUAGUGCAGAAACAUAUGCUCCUUUGUCAUCAACUGAUGUUUCGAAUUUUCAGACUGAGACGACGACUGAAACGGUAACUGAAGAUUCAACAGAGGAAACAGAGUUGACAACUACCUCAAUGACUGAAGGAACAGAAAGUAAUAGCUUUCUAACUACACUCUCUAUGACCAUGGGAAUAACUACAGAAGAAACGACCACAACGGAAGAAUCUACAGCGUCCGUUACCAAUGAGUCGGUGACCGAAGCAACAGUUACUGGGGAAUCGACUACCAAAGAAAUAUCUAUGGAAGAAGCGGCAACAACAGGAGCAGCAGUCUAUGAGGAAUCGACACCCAGACAGACGGCAACAGAGGGAACAGUUACAGAGGGCUCAACUUCUGAGGAGAUGGUAACAGAAGAGACAAUCACAGAGGGAUCGACGCUCAAACAGACUACAGCAGAAGGAACAGUCAUUACUGCGGAAUCGACGCCCAGAGUGACGGCAACUGAAGCAGCAGUGACGAAGGUAUCGACAUCCGUCACUGAGAUAGAAUUCACUACACCUUUACCUGACAAUGCAGUAGUAGUCAGUCCAGUAAUUCCUUUAGAAGAGGAUUUACCCGAGCAAGAAUAUCAGCCCGUGGACAUUCCAGUCGAAUUUAUACUUAACUUUCUCAGUUAAUUCGCGUGUUGUAUUGCAGUUCAUUGUGCUUCAGCUGGGUGUAUGAUUGCGUGUGCGAUUGUGUAUUUGUAUGCGGGGUGAACAUGGAUAUUUUUUGGUGUCAUUUCGUGAAUAUUUUAUGAUUAUUGAUUUUUAUAGUUUGUAUCCGUUCAGCUAGUUACCAGACCUUGAGAAAGAACCCUUUGUAAUAUUCAUAUAUCUCGCUACAUGGAAUAACAUGAAAUAUUCAAACAAGAAAUACAAAUUGUGAUCAAUAAAUGCUCCCUUCAUGGAAGCCCAGUUCCCUUUUUUUAAAUGAUCGAAAUAAUUUUGCGAUACUCUGGUGUUGAUAAUACUUCGCCUGACUGUCAAGAGGAGCUGUGCGAUUGUAUACAUGCUGGGGAAAAGAUUUAAGUUGUAUAUAAUGAUAGCAAGUUGGUGCAGAAAGUAUUAAUGGCAUUAUUUGUUGAAAAUGUUUUUUAUCACAGUUUUAAGUUUUUGUUAUUAAAACUUUUAUAAAUACAAUGUGUUUUAUUCAGCAUAUUCUGAGAUGGGUAAAAUUUUAAAAUUAGGCCUAUUUCACAUUACAAAAAUGUUUCAAAGCAUAGUUGUUAAAGUGGUUACUACAGUAUCAGAAUCUGUAGAAUGCAGACAUUGACACUGGGUCGCUUUCACUGAUGGAAACUAUACCAGCUUUUACCAUAAGAUCUAGGUUAGAAUGCCAGCCGUUUGUAUGGAAGGAUAAUUACAUUUAAAAGACCAUAGCCCCAAUAUCCAUCCCAACACUCAUCCUCCUCCUACUCAUACCCCUACACCACUUCCUCCAACUCCCUCCCAACAUA
Messenger RNA from Penaeus vannamei (Pacific white shrimp), 3952 nucleotides. The record is from RefSeq and is a predicted model, not a curated record. NCBI's taxonomy places the organism in Eukaryota, Metazoa, Arthropoda, Malacostraca, Decapoda, Penaeidae.